Cottoperca gobio is the source of this 3666-nucleotide messenger RNA. RefSeq names its product putative helicase mov-10-B.1. Bases 511 to 3123 code for a protein of 870 amino acids. The transcript is spliced from 23 exons. Gene Ontology annotation, molecular function: 5'-3' RNA helicase activity; ATP hydrolysis activity; RNA binding. Lineage: Eukaryota; Metazoa; Chordata; Actinopteri; Perciformes; Bovichtidae. The record is from RefSeq and is a predicted model, not a curated record.
AUUUCCUCAAUGAUGUAAAUAUAUGGUGUGAGUUGAGCGAUACACCAUCAAUACUCGGGCGGAUCAUCAGGACGUGUUCUUGUUUGAACAUCUUCGAUCAUAUCAAUCUUCGAUCAUGGUUAAUUGAAGUUAUCUGUACUCUGCACAAUUGGAGUCGAGUUUUUUGAGUUUCUGAAUGAAAGUAAUCGAGCAUCCAUCAAAGACAGAUUAGAACUAAGAGACAUUUACAACAACGAAUUCAGGAGCAGGAAUGCAUUGACCAAAGAUCCAACGUUCGGUUCAGUCCUCUAUGCCCUGAAGGUGUCCAACAAAAUAACAAGACGAAGAGACAAUAUUCGCUUCAACUCCAAGGUCACAGCUCUUUUUGUGGACCAGUGGCAUUCACCAAGGGGCUGUCAGCCAGAAACAGUCCAGAGGGGAGCGGCCAGUUCCGGGACAGUACAGACCUUUACCUCUGGAGAUGAGGCAGACACAGGAGUUCGAGCCCGGAGGAACCUGGCCAGUCUUCUAAUGAACAAACUGAAGACAGACAGGGCUCAGUUCAUCUCUGACAAACAUGGUAUCUGCAUUGAUUCCGACAAUCAGUUUGAGAACGGGAAACUUUGCUUACGCAUCGAUGACUCAUGUGAGUGCGUGGUAAAUCUGAAGGUGACAAACACUGGAACAGAACCUGUGUAUUUCACCUACUACACCCCACUGCACUGGCUCAAGGACUUCUCUCUGAAGGAUGAGUGCAACGUGACCAAGAAAAACCCUCUGUGUCUACAACCAGGUGCCAGCUAUAACGUCCAGGUUCACUUCCGCUGCAGUUUGGUUGGUUUCUAUCCGGCUACACUGGCCUUUGAAUUCAAACCAGACCUGAAGUCCGCCGCUGCGUUCCACAUUGUACGCUAUAUCGAAGCUCAGUGUUUAACUGCCUUGGGACUGGAGCUGGCACCUAUAGCGCCCUACAAACCCCGCUCCCUCCCUGCCUGGACCCCUGAGGCUACUAACUACACGAUUGUAGAUGGACAGCGACCUGAAGGGCUGUCAGUGAUGCAGCUGAAAAAUGUGAUUGAGCUGAAACUGUAUAAAAUACCACCAUACAUGAACCAGCUCAUCCAGUCACUGAAGCAGUCGACGUACGUCUGUGAUAAAAGAAUGGCCUUGCUGAAAAGUCCCCUGAGCUGGGAAAACUACACUGAGAAGUUUCAGCUGCUGCUGUAUCUGGAGGAGCUUCAGAUGGUGGUGGACAUCAAGAGAUACAACAUCCCCAACAACGAAGAAGAUGAUCACGCCGUCAUGUUCAGAGACAGGGCCAACAAGAAACUUCUCACUCUGGAGGUACCCGGUGUGUCUGAGAACCGCCCGUCGGUGCUUCGAGGGGAUUCGCUGCUGGUGUAUCUUGCAGGAGAAAAGGGGGAGAAGUACCGCGGCUAUGUCCACAGUGUGCUGCUGGACAUGGUCAAACUCGGCUUCGGCUCAAAAUUGCUGGAUCGCUUCGUAGAUAACAUGAAGUUCAACGUUGAGUUCAUUGUCAACCGCCUGACUGUGCGUGUUCAGCACAGAGCAGCAGAGCUGGCAGCAGCAUUCAGACUGGGAGAGGUGUUGUUCCCUGCUGCACCCGCUGACUCCUCUCAUCAAAUUGAACUUCCAAAACUCAGGCUGUUUGACUCAAAGCUGGAGGAAAACGAUGAGCAGUAUAAGGCCGUACAACACAUUGUAGCUGGCACAUCCAAACCGGCCCCUUACCUGGUGUAUGGCCCACCUGGAACAGGCAAAACUGUGACUCUGGUGGAGGCAAUCAAGCAGAUAGAGAAGGCCGAGACCUCCUGCCACAUCCUGGCCUGCGCUCCCUCCAACAGUGCUGCCGAUCUGCUCUGCAAAAAGAUUCUGGACCACGUGGACGAGCAUAAAGUGUACCGCAUGUACGCAAGCAGCCGGGACCCAAAAUAUGUCCCUUUGGAAGUCCUGGCAUGCUCUAACCUGGUAGGGGAGUGUUACCAUUAUCCCGCUAAAGAGAAGCUGAUGGAGUAUAGGAUCAUGGUCACCACUCUGUUAACAGCUGGAAGGAUGGUCACAGGAGACAUUCCUGAUGGUCACUUUACACAUGUGUUUGUGGACGAGGCAGGACACGCUGUGGAGACAGAGAGUUUAGUCCCAUUGGCAGGGCUGCUCGAUGCAGAGUCUGGUCAGGUUGUUCUGGCUGGAGACCCCAAACAGCUCGGACCCAUUCUCAGAUCCCCUUUUGCGAUGAAAUACGGCAUGGGACUGUCCCUCUUGGAGCGCAUGAUGAAUGACUGCGCUCCGUACCAGAAGGAGGAGGGCGUGUUAAACAAUCGCUUUGUCACCAAACUGCUGCGCAACUACAGGUCCCAUCCUGCCAUUCUGGAGGUUCCCAACGAGCUCUUCUAUGACCGAGAGCUGCUGUAUUACGCAGAUGAAAUAUUACGCAACUCGUACUGCGGAUGGGAAUACCUCGUGAACAAGGACUUCCCUGUGAUUUUCCACGGCGUGACCGGUGUUGAUGAGCGCGAGGCCAGCAGUCCUUCAUUCUUUAAUGUCGCAGAGGUGGAGGUGCUGAUGGACUAUGUGAAGAAACUGCUGGAGGCACAAGGCAAGAGGGGCCUGGCUAAAAUCUCACCCAGUGACAUUGGCAUCAUCGCCCCCUACAGGAAACAGGUGCAGAAAAUCCGCAAGGCCCUGGAAAAAGUUGGGAAAGGCCUCAGAUUUCAGGACAUCAAAACCCUAAAGGUUGGUUCGGUGGAGGAGUUCCAAGGUCAGGAGAGGAGAGUGAUCCUGGUGUCUACAGUUCGCAGCAGCCCCAAUUACACAGACAUAGACAAACAGUUCAACCUCGGCUUUGUCAAGAAUGAAAAGAGAUUCAAUGUGGCUGUGACUCGAGCUAAAGCCCUGCUGAUCGUGGUGGGAAACCCCAGAGUGCUGAACACAGAUCCUACCUGGGCCCGGUUCAUCCAGUACUGUCGGGAUGAAGGAGGCUACAAAGGUUAUGAGCAUGUAGAGGAAGACGAGGAUGUGGUGGAGAGACUUGCUGCUCUCUACAUCGACAUUGAUGUUCAAGUGGAGACUGCAGAGAGCGCUGUUCAGCAGCAUCUGGACCCCGAGUGGAGGAGCGACCUGUGAGGGAAAGGAGAGCGCAGUCUUCCAUCCUGAUACAUUCUGCAUCGUGGUUUGAAGACAAGGUUUCUACACGUGUACAAAAAACAGGGCCUCAUAGCACUUUGUUUUUAUUGUCAGCUAUAUGAACUUGACCAAAGACCAUAAAGGAGCCGAUUCAUGUUUAGAGAAGACGCUUGACUUGAAACAGCAAAUGCCUGUUUUACAUUGUGAUAAUCACAGCAAAUGAUUUGAAGACUUGAAUUAUAAAUUAAUUAAUAUUCUUUCAAAUGAAUUUGACCAGUCAGAAAUGUCAGUCUCAGGGUUGUUUAAUUGAGUCUUUACCUUUGCUUAAUCAUCACUGCGCUUUUAGGAUCAUGUAUGUUCAAGUGUCCCAUCAUGCAAUACAGCUUUUUAAAUGAAUAUUAUAAAAAAUGUAAAUGGUGUAUUUCUAACUGUUUCUGAAAAAAUGUAUGAAAGGAUAGUUCUGUCAAACAAAAGCAAUUUUGCUAAUGGGAAAGUUAUACAAACCAUGUUUGAAUAUGAAAAGAUUAAAAGGUUUUGAAAGAU